This is a messenger RNA of Topomyia yanbarensis, 978 nucleotides long. It is a transcript of the gene CNPYb, whose product is annotated as protein canopy homolog 4. Bases 192 to 809 code for a protein of 205 amino acids. Gene Ontology annotation, molecular function: signaling receptor binding. Gene Ontology annotation, cellular component: endomembrane system. The record is from RefSeq and is a predicted model, not a curated record. NCBI's taxonomy places the organism in Eukaryota, Metazoa, Arthropoda, Insecta, Diptera, Culicidae. The transcript is spliced from 2 exons.
CAUCCGAAAAAAUUUAUCUUCGAAAUGAAAAACACGUCUUCAGAACAUUUCAAAUGUCUUCAAAAUCUUCAAAGACAAAUCAUCAAAUCUGGCAUCUCUGCGUCCAGCUGCGGCAAAUAAUUUAGUUAUGUCAAUUUAUUAAUCAAAAUAUUUUUUUAAAUUUUGAAUAUAUUGAUCCUGAAUUGUUUAACAUGCGGGAGUUUGUGUUGUUCAUGUUAUAUGUUGGAUUUGUCAUAUGUGGUCCCGAGGAAAACGAAGGUGUAAAAUACGCGAGCCAAUGUGAAGCGUGUAAAAUUUUAGCCACAGAAUUGGAGACUCGUCUUUCGGAAACAGGACGAUCGCACGAUGUAAUUGAGUUGGGGUACUCGGUAGACGACGUGAAGCCAAAAAAGCGGACGGAGUAUCGAAAGAGUGAACUUCGUCUUUUGGAAUCAAUGGAAUACGUCUGUGACCGCAUUUUAGAAUACAAUAUUCACAAAGAACGCAAGGAUAGCACCAGAUUUGCGAAAGGAAUGUCUCAAACUUUUCAAACGUUACAUGGACUGGUGGAUAAAGGUGUGAAAGUAGAUCUCGGCAUUCCGUAUGAGCUUUGGGAUAAACCGUCGGCUGAAAUAACUCAAAUGAAAACUCAAUGUGAAACUAUGCUAGAGAAUUUUGAAAACGUUAUUGAAAAGUGGUAUUUCAAUAAACAAGCGGAAAUCCCCCUUAUCAAAUAUCUUUGUGAGGAUCAGGUGCUGAAAGGAAAAGAUCAUAAAUGUUUGUAUGAAAUGUUUGACGGAUCCAAGGCUGAUGCAAAACAAGAGCUGUGAGAUAAUUCCAAAAAUAUUUUAUUUGCGAUUUUUAAGUAAUCAUUUUAUUGAAGAUGAGCUCAUCACGUAUCGUUUAAGGUUAUCUGCAAAUGGAUUAUAAAAGUCAUUGUAGAUAAAAUAGGAUAUAAUUUUUUUACCUUUUAUAAUAAACACAUUAGUUGUUAGAUCC